UGUAACCUGAAGCGUCUGUAACCUGAAGCGUCUGUAACCCGAGGUACCACUGUAAAUGAGAGAGAGUAAAAUUCCUGAAAAUAACAAGGUAUUUGGCUGAUGCCCAAAGGAUGACAAGGUAGGCCUCCUUGAGGAUUGAUUUCUAUACAGGGGUGCCACCACUGAGAAGGCUCCCUCUGGUCAUCUGGAGAACAGGAUCCAAGCACUUGGAGAACAGGAUCCAAGUUCUGCCUCUGGAGCAAAGGUAGCCUGGCCCCACCAGCUCUCUGGAUGGAAAAGCAACUGAGAACAACGAGAAAUAUGCUCUGAGCCAUAUGCGAAUGAGAUGAGCAGUGACAAACUGAACAAAUGUAAUUUUAGGGAAAAAGCAUUGGUGCUCGCCCUCCACCAGUACAUUAUUAAGUUGUAUUCUCUUAAAAUAUUUGCUCGCUGCUAAAAUUAGCUCUUGAUUAAGGGGUUUAUAUACUUCCCAUAGGAAGUCUCACUAACCUAAACGAAUUAUGGACUGCAGCAACCUAUAAGGACUUGUUCGGUGACAAAGUACAGACUUUGUAUGCAGCCAUCUCUAUUCCUCAUGCCCCCCCCAAAAAAACCCUGAUUCCUCCUCUUGAGAUGUCUGAGCUGCUGCUAGACAGAAUACCGAGCACCGGACUAGCUGGACUAAUAGUCUGACUCAGUAUAAUACAACUUUGUAUGUUCACAGUAAACUCCUCUGUUAUCUAAACGAAUUUUACCCACACACCCCCUACACUAUAUAACCUUGUGCCCAAUUGACAGCAUGUGUUACCAUGUGUUAGUGAACUCUCAAAUGCAUUUAAAACAAGAUGAAGAUGCACAACAACUUUCUGAUUAAAACAUAGCAUUUAUUUUGCAAAGCAUACUAUUCACUGGUUGUUUUAUGUUGGUUUUUUGCUUUUAAAUAUAUUGAUUCCUUCAGCUGAAAUUAGAUAGCAUGAAACUCUGGAUUAUUCUGCUGGCUGUUGCAGUCAGCACAGAAGAAAUACAAAGACAGAACAGUUGCAAUGAAAGGUUUCCUGGGAUCCCUGGGAACCCUGGACACAACGGCAUACCAGGACGUGACGGACGCGAUGGACCAAAGGGAGAAAAAGGAGACACAGGUGAACCAGGACAUCCUGGAAAAUCAGGCACAGAUGGCAUAAAUGGAGAAAAGGGAGAUUCAGGAGCUGAUGGCAGAGUUGAAGAGAAAGGGAACAAAGGCAAUAAAGGGUCAAGAGGCUGGCCUGGGAAAUUUGGCCCUAAGGGAAUUCCUGGUCCUGUGGGUGAUAAAGGUCAAAAGGGUGAGCUAGGACUGCAAGGACAAAAGGGGACAAAAGGGGACAUUGGACCCAUUGGCCCAAAAGGACUUAAAGGUGAAAUUGGAGUCCAAGGCGAAAUAGGCUUAAGGGGUCCCGUUGGACCUAUUGGCCCCAUUGGUCCAAAAGGAGAGGUGGGAGGCCCAGGUCCAAAGGGCAGUAGAGGAAUCCAGGGAGAAAGGGGAUGGAAGGGAGACAGGGGAGAAAAGGGAAAACUUGGUAGUACCCCAGUCAUCCCAAGAAGUGCCUUCAGUGUAGGUCUUACCACUAAGUUUCCUCCUCUCAACGUUCCCAUCAAAUUUGACAAAGUGAUGUAUAACGGCUUAAACCAUUAUAACACAGCCACUGGGGUAUUCACCUGCCAGAUUCCUGGUGUCUAUUACUUCACCUACCACAUCACUGUCUAUUCAAGGAACGUUAAAGUAGCUCUUAUUAAAAAUGGGAACAGGAUGCUCCACACCGCAGACAGCUACCAGAGUGGUGAAGACCAGGCCUCAGGAGCGACCAUCUUGGAGCUGCAGAAAGGUGAUCAGAUAUGGCUGCAGACCCAUGGGACUUCUAAUGGCUUGUUUGCAGACCCUGAUGAUGACACGACCUUCACAGGCUUCCUUAUAUUUAGUACCUCAGAGACAACAGCGCCUAUACCACUCCUUAGUUUGUGAUCUGUUUUGUUUCUAAUGUGAUGCCAAUUAUACAUACUAUUACUUAUUUCUCACAUCAAGAUUUGUAUGGCAACAAAGCUCACAAGAGCAUAUUAAUAGCUCCUUGCCAGUGACAUAGUCCUUGAUGCUAAACAUUUUAUAAAUAUUCCCAGGAGCGGUUUUGUUGGUUUUGAAAACUAGGCCAACUAGGCCAUAUCUCAAUUUAUACAAAAUUCUGCCUGCAACACCAUAUGUAACCCUCAGAAUCACAAAUGUGGAGAAUUAUCUUACCCUGGGAUGAGAGGGUAUUGCUGUUUGUUUGUUUUAAAUGAGGAGAUUAAGCUCCCAUACUUUUUGCCAUAAUAGCUAGACCUGGAUUAAAUAGUACAACCUACUUUUGUAUGCCCAUGGCAAGAUGCAUUGAGCUUGUUUGCUAGAUGCUGCAUCAGAACCUGAAGAAAUUCAUCCUAUUUCUGCCACUCCCCACCCUCUCAAGUUCCCAGUUAAUCUGUAGAACUUGGGUUUUCUGUUUUGCAGUGGUGACAAACCAAGCAAAUUCAGGUUCUCUGUUAUGGUUGGAGCUGUAGCUGGCAUUUUCCCUGUUGUUGUUUAGUCGUUUAGUCGUGUCCGACUCUUCGUGACCCCAUGGACCAGAGCACGCCAGGCACCUCUGUCCUCCACUACCUCUCGCAGUUUGGUCAAACUCAUGCUGGUAACCUCGAGGCAUUUUCCCUAACAUGCUACAAUG
Podarcis muralis (Common wall lizard) is the source of this 2702-nucleotide messenger RNA. RefSeq lists its product as uncharacterized. The record is from RefSeq and is a predicted model, not a curated record. Lineage: Eukaryota; Metazoa; Chordata; Lepidosauria; Squamata; Lacertidae. Gene Ontology annotation, molecular function: protein binding.